AUGCCAGCUAAAAUGGAAAGCAUAUUAAUGGUCAUAGCAGCUGGAGAAUUUACAAUGGGCGUGUUAGCGAAUACGUUCAUUGCACUGGUUAACUGCAUGGACUGGAUCAAGAGCAAGAAGAUUGCCUCCAUUGAUUUAAUCCUCACAAGUCUGGCCAUAUCCAGAAUUUGUCUCCUGUGCGUAAUACUACUAGAUUGCUUUAUAUUGGUCCUGUGCCCAGAGGUCUACACCAGUGGAAAACAAAUGAAAAUCAUUGACUUCUUCUGGACAGUAAACAACCAUUUAAGUGUCUGGUUUGCAACCUGUCUAAGCAUUUGCUAUUUCCUCAAGAUAGCUAAUUUUUUCCAUCCCCUAUUCCUCUGGAUGAAGUGGAGGAUUGACAGGGUGAUUCUCUGGAUCCUGCUGGGGUGCUUGGCCUUCUCUGUGUUGAUUAGCCUCCCAGUCACUGAGAAUUUGAAUGAUGAUUUCAGGCUCUGCGUCAAGGCAAAACAGAAAAUGAACCUAACUUUGAGAUGCAGAGUAAGUAAAGCUCAAUAUGCUUCCACCAAGGUUCUUCUCAACCUGUUAACCCUCCUCCCCUUUUCUGUGUCCCUGAUCUCAUUUCUCCUCUUGAUCCUCUCUCUGUGGAGACACACCAGGCAGAUGCAGCUACAUGGCAUAGGGUACAGAGACCCUAGCACAGCUGCCCAUGUGGAAGCCAUGAAAGCCGUCAUCUCCUUCCUCUUCCUCUUUGUUGCCUACUAUCUGGCCUUUCUGGUAGCCACUUCCAGCUACUUCAUGCCAGAGACUGAAUUAGCUGUGCUAUGGGGUGAGUUGAUAGCUCUAAUCUAUCCCUCCAGUCAUUCAUUUAUUCUAAUUCUGAGGAACAAUAAAUUGAGACAAGCAUCUUUAAGAGUGUUGUGGAAACUGAAGUUUAUCCUAAAAAGAAGAAAAUUCUGA
Messenger RNA from Echinops telfairi (small Madagascar hedgehog), 939 nucleotides. Its product is annotated as taste receptor type 2 member 7-like. Lineage: Eukaryota; Metazoa; Chordata; Mammalia; Afrosoricida; Tenrecidae. Gene Ontology annotation, biological process: detection of chemical stimulus involved in sensory perception of bitter taste; sensory perception of taste; G protein-coupled receptor signaling pathway. The transcript has a single exon. The record is from RefSeq and is a predicted model, not a curated record. Bases 1 to 939 code for a protein of 312 amino acids. Gene Ontology annotation, molecular function: G protein-coupled receptor activity; bitter taste receptor activity. Gene Ontology annotation, cellular component: membrane.